Molecule: messenger RNA, 1338 nt
Organism: Solanum stenotomum
Lineage: Eukaryota; Viridiplantae; Streptophyta; Magnoliopsida; Solanales; Solanaceae
Product: 3-phosphoinositide-dependent protein kinase 1-like
Exons: 8
Coding region: 391-1323 (310 amino acids)
Biological process (GO): peptidyl-serine phosphorylation; intracellular signal transduction
Molecular function (GO): protein serine/threonine kinase activity; ATP binding
Source: RefSeq, a predicted model, not a curated record
AGCCAUGGCAGCAGCUAUGUAACUGUUGCCAUUUUUGAAGGGCUCCCCAAUCAUAGACAGCAGAUCCUUCUCACCUUUUCCUACUUUUCAGGACCUUUAUAUUUAUGUCAUUAUUCUUCACACACAAUUUUUGAGGUUAAUUUGAUGAAACAAGAAAAUGAAUCAUCUCAGAAAUUGAUUGGUAAUGAAAUGAGAAGGGACUGAAUAUUUUUGCAGGGAUUGAAACCCCUGAUUUUCUUGGGGGAGAAAGAAGGAAAGUAGUGAUAGCAUUCCAUAGAUAAAACAAAUUUAAAAAUAUAUGCAUAAAAUUUGAUAAAAGUGGUGGUGGUGAGAGAAGGAAUUUUAGUGUGAAAUGUUGGCAUUGGUGGAGGGAAAGAGGAGGAGCAGCUGAUGAUGGAGCAAGAAUUAGAUUCAAAGCUUAGGAUAGAGAACACUUUACCAAAUCCUCAAAGAUCUAAGAGCUUUGCAUUCAGAGCACCUCAGGAAAAUUUCACAAUCCAAGAUUUUGAAUUGGGAAAGAUCUAUGGAGUUGGUUCUUAUUCAAAGGUUGUCAGAGCAAAAAAGAAAGACACAGGGAAUGUUUAUGCCUUGAAGAUCAUGGACAAAAAGUUCAUCACUAAAGAAAAUAAGACUGCCUAUGUGAAAUUAGAAAGAAUUGUACUUGAUCAGCUGGAUCAUCCUGGUAUUGUGCGACUAUUUUUCACCUUCCAAGACACUUUUUCACUAUACAUGGCACUAGAGUCCUGUGAAGGUGGCGAGCUUUUUGAUCAAAUUACCAGGAAAGGUCGUUUGUCUGAGGAUGAAGCACGUUUUUAUGCAGCUGAAGUGGCAGAUUCUCUUGAAUAUAUACACAGUAUGGGAUUGAUUCAUCGAGAUAUUAAGCCAGAGAACCUGCUACUCACUUCAGAUGGACGUAUUAAAAUCGCGGACUUUGGCAGUGUAAAACCCAUGCAGGAUAGCAGAAUAACAGUACUUCCAAAUGCAGCAUCAGAUGACAAGGCAUGCACUUUUGUGGGGACAGCUGCAUAUGUCCCUCCUGAAGUUUUAAAUUCUUCUCCUGCAACUUUUGGAAAUGAUCUCUGGGCACUUGGCUGCACCUUAUAUCAAAUGCUUUCAGGAUUUUCUCCUUUUAAAGAUACCAGUGAAUGGCUCAUUUUUCAAAGAAUCAUUGCCAGAGAUAUCAGGUUCCCAAAUCAUUUUUCAAAUGAAGCCAGAGAUCUCAUUGAUCAGUUGCUCGUAAGUUAUAAUUCAUCUUUAAUAUUUACUUGCAUCUUGUGGUUCCUUCUUCUUUCUUCCCCCAUUCUUCGUUUUGUCCUUUUCUGAAAUGCAUCUCGAUUU